AUGUCGUCGGGCGGCACUCUCACAGCCUUGGCCGUACCGGCGACACCUACACCGCCGGUCCGCCGCAAGGUCCUGACCGAGAACUGGGACGACGAUUUUGAGUUCUCGCUUCCGGUCAAGCCAAAACGCCCAGCUCCGCCCAAGGCGCUGACGUUUGGCAGCAACGCGCGCGACAAUAGCUUUCCCCGGCCACUUGACAGCCCCGACAGCUUUGAUGAGGACUGGGAUGACCCAGGUCCAUCCCGGAGCGCGACGGCGCUCGCGUCGAGCUCAUCUUCCACGCUUCCGUCGCGCUCCAACUCGCACAAGCUCCAGGCUGGCUUGCUCAAGUUGCCCCGCUCGUCCCCAUCCCAGUCCGCCUCGCUCUCCUCCCCAACGCUAAGACGCGCUCCACUCGCGUCGAGCUCGAGCUCGUCUGGCAAUCUCCGCGCUGAUGUGUCUGCCUCGCCCAUCCGCACGCUCAGCAAGCCGCCCUCGGCAUCCGUCACCAAGAGCGACAGCGGCGACCUGAGCCUGCACGGCACAUCUCCGGCACACAAGAGCUCACCAAAUCUCGCCGACUCUCACCGUUGGACAAGCCGUGUACGGCGCACUUCAAUGCAACCUACGCGGCCUCAGAGCCCCACCAAAGGCGUGCUCAAGUCUCCUGCCAAGUCGCCAGCGAAGGAGCUGCAUGCCUCGCCAUCGUCCGAGCAGCUCAAGAAGCCAAAGUUCUGGAAGCGCCUGUCUGGCGGCGCGACGAGCAGCAACAUGACCACCCCGCCAAAGCGACCGCGCUCCUCGUCCACCGGCAACCCGUCGACACCAGGUCUACCAGACGACGCACCACCAGUGCCUCCCCUGCCGCCGAACCUGCGCACACCGAGCGUGGGAUCGUCAUCCGCGAUUUCUGCCUUGUCGUCGUCGCCGUCCUCCACGUCCAAGUCACCAGUACAACGUCUGUCUGCGAUGCUGAGGCGCUCCUCGAGCAACCUGUCGGCUGCGCUCAAGAAGAGCUCCCCAUCCCCUCCACCCCUACCUCAUCCCCCUCACCCUUGUGCUUUGCGAAAUGGGUACGACAGCUCUGCCUCUGUGUACGCACUACGCAAUGAGCGGGAGAGCUCGCCGACCGUGUACGCCCUCCAACAGGCGCAGGGAAACUCACCGUCCAUGUACGCGAUGCGUUAUGCGCAAGAGAGCUCGGUGUCCAUAUACGCCCUCCGCAACGGGCACGAGAGCGUAGCGUCCGUCGUCUCGCCCAUGGCUGCGUCGACGUCGUCCGUCAAUGUGACAAUGGGGCCGUCGCCCGCCAAGGUGUUCAGCCAAGGCCUCCGUCACUCUGCAUCACGACAGAGCCUUGUGCCCAGCACCGCGACGCCCAGUGGAGCAACGACACCUCGACGGCCCAGUCCGAUCAAGGUGGCCCAGAGCGACGUGCCGGGGCCCAGGACAUUUUCGCCUGGUUUCCACUUACCGAACACUGUUGCAGGGUCCCCUUACCGCGCCAUCGACCCACAGCUGCCCGUUGUGGCCUCGACAUCCAGGACAGCACCCGGUGGCAGCGACACGGAAACGGAAGACGACGGGUCAACAACGCCAAGGCGCCGGCGGCGCGUUAGACCCGCGUCGGCGCAGCCGCCGCCUCGCGAACUGUCAAAUGCACGAUUCAAGGAGAUCAAUGCCAGUGUUCCGGUGUUAGGGAAUGAUCACCACCAGCGCCCCCAGCUGGUUCGAAUUCCUUCGUCGUCGGUCUCUUCGCAGUCGAUUGCCCCAUCCACCGACGCCACGUCACCCGCGACCUCCGCCUCGCAUGCGAGCGUGAACGGCAACGGCUUCGGGCAUACGACUCUCAAGCGCAUUACAUCCUUCUCCAAAAAGCACGGCCGACGGCUAUCUGGAGGGUGGAAGUUUGGUUCCACCUCGUCGACAUCGUCAAUUGAGUCGGAGGUCGCGGUCAUUCAACAGGCACAGGUGCACCGAUUAGAGCCAGUCGCUGGCUCGCCGUCCAAGAUGCCCACGAUGGACAAGGACACGGUGAGCGCUCUCUCCGGAAGCUCUGCUAGGGCGAUCGACAUCAGCAGCCCAACAUCUGCCGAGCACCCGCCAGUGCCACCAGUCCCCCCAGUGCCACCAGUACCGUCAGCGAUAGCAUCUGGCACACACCCACAGUCAUCACUACCCAAGACAUCACCCAUCAAGAAAGCCAAGCAUGCAGAGAUAGAGGUUUGGGACGACUGGGACGAGCCAACAACCACGUCUCGCAAGCGCCCAAGGGAGCGUCGGCGGAUGUCAUUUGGCGACUUUGUCAUUCCCGACAGCGUGCUCGCGAAGCAGAAGGAGCUGAAGCGCGGGAUCGGCGCGGUCAAAAAAUUUGCUGGCGGCGUUGAUGCACUCAAGACACUCCUCGAGUCACACGAGCGGGUGUGCAACUACAUUCUCGCGAGCGGGACACAGGCUGAGACACGCCUCUUUGUCGCGCUUGAGAACGAGUACUCGCAGUGGUGGGAGAUGGCGACUGUGCUCAUCGAGGUAGGCUCAACGGGCACUGACGGUGCGUCCGCGAGCCCCGAGCCGAACCCACGGAGAGUAACGCUUGCCACCGAGGAUGCUAGGAUCGCGACACAGGCUCUGCGCCAGGUGUCUGGCUCGAGCAUGAACUCAUUCGCGACGACCGCGACGAACGCGUCUGGCGAGUCACGCGACGUUUUCCACAUGAACAGCAACAACGGCCCACCCCGAGCAUCGCCACCACCAGAUUUUGGCCGGGCGUCUACAGGCCGACACGACUUGUCAAAGCGCCAGCUUGAAGUUCUGCGCACCAUGCUGAGGACACCCGUUGACCGCAGCGAGUCCGUCGUGCCGUUAGUCGACCAGCGGCAUGGGUCGACCAUGACAACCAGGAGAGCGAAGCACAUGUCGAUGCCCGCUGUACCCGUCUCGAUAGUCCCUCCACCUGUGCCAACGCCGCCAAGGACCCUUGUUGCUCCGCGGGGCACACACGGCUCGCCAUCCCCAGACGCGACGUAUAUCUUCCCCUCGCCUGGGUACCCGUCGCCCAACACGGCGGCCGCGCUCGCUCAGCCGAAAAAGACAGGCUUGGCGGGGCUGCGCGAGUUCCUGCGUGGCCUCAAGAAGUCAACCCCCCCGAACAACGCGACACCAACGAGGGUGGCAAGACCCAAGCAGCCACGUAAGAGACCGGCCCCGAUCAACAUCCAGGCGGUGGAGAAGUAUGCGUCACCACCUUCUUCGCCACCAACAACCAGCGGCCCAGGCGACGAGUUCCACACCCAGCGGAGCAGCGCGUCGGGCGGCAAGAGUCCGCGGAAGGCCUUCGCGACGACCAAGAAGCGCCGACCGAGCCUCAGGAACAUGUUCCGCCCAGGCUCGGGUAACUGGUCGGACCUGGUGCGUGCGACGCCGCCCUCCUCGCCGUUCGUCGGUGACAACGGGUCGCAUCCGAGCUUGCGAGACAGCGCGCCAUCGACGCCAGCGCGAACAUCACCCGCGCUGGGCAAGUUCCCUGCGCAGGCCCUACAACGGCCCCCGAGUAUCCCAGCCCUGACGAGACUAAAAUCUAAUAGCAAACCAGGCUACGGAGUUGGUGUAGAGGAGAAUCCGAUGCGGCCAGUCCGCCGGCCCAGCGUACGCGAUAACGGCGGCAGCACAGUCUUCCCGGCCCAACCGCCCACACCGACGAUGGGCGACGCGGCGAUGAUGCCCUCGCCACCUGUCCCCGACACAGACGCGACUCUGCGCCUCAAGAACCGGGUGCGCGGUCUCGGACAUCCAUCCGAGUCGUCGCCAUCACGCGUGACCUCGUCCCCAGCGCGGUCGAGCGAGAUGCUCCCCCCCUCAGCCUUGGACGAGACGCCGCGCAGUCGCUCAGAUAACGGGCCACGAGCGCCGGACGUGAUCGCGCUCACGCCCGAAAACCUCCCCGUCCUCCUGGACUAUGUGCAGCAGUGUGAGAGGCGGCUCGACGAGUGGCGCCAGCGCGCAGACCGGCUCGGCGCCAACGGAUGA
Messenger RNA from Cutaneotrichosporon cavernicola, 4005 nucleotides. RefSeq lists its product as uncharacterized. Lineage: Eukaryota; Fungi; Basidiomycota; Tremellomycetes; Trichosporonales; Trichosporonaceae. The coding region runs from base 1 to 4005 and encodes 1334 amino acids. The transcript is spliced from 3 exons. The record is from RefSeq and is a predicted model, not a curated record.